Molecule: messenger RNA, 1363 nt
Organism: Bactrocera tryoni
Lineage: Eukaryota; Metazoa; Arthropoda; Insecta; Diptera; Tephritidae
Gene: mRpS22
Product: 28S ribosomal protein S22, mitochondrial
Exons: 1
Coding region: 121-1290 (389 amino acids)
Cellular component (GO): mitochondrial small ribosomal subunit
Molecular function (GO): structural constituent of ribosome
Source: RefSeq, a predicted model, not a curated record
GCUGUAAUCAGUCGCAUGCAAUGAGUUAACAGCUGUUUGUUUCUAUUAAUUUAGUGAAAUUUGUGGCUUCAUACUUUCAUUAAAAAGUGAAUUAAAUUCUAACAUAAAAUAUAUACAAUAAUGUUCCUGCGUCAAAUAUAUAACUAUGCUAACCUGCGAACGAGCUUUCAUGCUUUGCAACGAGCAGCCUUUUCAAGUGGCAAUACGGGCACAGCCUCUGCAACUUUACUUUAUGAUCGAGAUCCACAACCACAAUUCACCGAUCCUGAAACACAAAAGCUGCUGCAGUCCAUGACACAACUACAGCUCGAAAAAAUUUUUCAGAAGACAACAGUGCCAGACAACUCGGUGGACUACAAACUCAUGACGAUGGACAUGCUUGAAGAUGAGUUUCGUAAGAGUAUUGAACGUGCGAAAAAACGUUUGCAAAUGCCCCCUGUCGUACAAAUGAAGAAGGAUGAACGGCGAAUCAUAUCCAAAGAUAGUGCGUUAAGCGGCUUCUCAGACACAAAAUAUGUUAUUACAGAUAUAACAUACGGAUUACGGCAGACAGAACGAAAAGUUGUUGUUCGUCAAACCGACGGCACGCUAGAGCACGCACCAAUGGAGAUAACUAAACGAAUGCAUCAAUUAUAUUUUCCACUUACUGGACGUAGUAUUCGUAUUCCACGUAUGUUUGAAGAUGAGCAUUUACAACGUUGUUUGGAUGAACAAAAAUAUUUAUUCAUUUUGAAUCGUAUGGUUGUGCAAUUUGACCCUUUCGAACCCGAAUUCCACACCAUUAGCAGCCGCGUAUAUCAACACAUCAACGAAACCAAGCAAUUUGAUGUAUUACGUUCUACGAGACAUUUUGGUCCAAUGACAUUCUUCUUUGCUUGGCAUCGUUGCAUUGACGAUUUGCUUUACGAUAUGGUGAGAAGGGAUUAUCUGCAAAAUGCAGCCGAACUCAUUGCACUGUUAUAUAAGUUACACGAUAUGGAACCGAAUUAUAAAAAUAUUUUGAAACAAAUUGAUGAAAUUAAGCCUAAAGAAGAUUUGGCAUUGAAGGAGCUUGAAAAGGCACUAAAACGUACAUCGAGUGACGUUAAAGAGGAUAUACAAUCGGCUAUUGGCAAAACACAAGUUGAUUUUGAACUGGAUGACUUGUGCUUACCCUUCAUAGAAGAUUACAUUAGUAAACAUGCUCUUAAGAAAGUUCAGUUGGAAUUAGCAACACAAACAAUUAAGGAAAUCAAUGCCGAGAAACGGCAGUUGUUUGAAGGUAUAAGCAAAGCGCAUGGCGUAGCCUAGUUGUAAAAUAUUUAUUAAUUUGUUGGGAUGUAUAGAUUGAGAAACGAAUAAAAGUAAAACAAAAAACGUUUAA